Molecule: messenger RNA, 561 nt
Organism: Brassica napus (rape)
Lineage: Eukaryota; Viridiplantae; Streptophyta; Magnoliopsida; Brassicales; Brassicaceae
Product: 1-aminocyclopropane-1-carboxylate oxidase homolog 3-like
Exons: 1
Coding region: 1-561 (186 amino acids)
Source: RefSeq, a predicted model, not a curated record
AUGGUGAAAAGUGUUUUCAGGGAUGUAAUGUUGGAAUACUCAAAGCAAGUGGUGAGUCUAGGGGAGUUUCUAUUUGAGCUUUUAUCAGAAGCUCUAGGGUUGAACCCUAAUCACCUCAAGGACAUUGAUUGCUCCAAGGGCUUGCGCAUGCUUUGCCAUUACUACCCACCCUGUCCUCAGCCUGACCUAACUUUAGGCGCAAGUAAACAUAGCGACAGCUCUUUUCUUACCGUCCUUCUUUCAAAUCAAAUCGAAGGGCUUCAAGUUCUCCGUGAAGGGUACUGGCCAAAGUUUUCUUUAUGCAUGCAGUUUAUAACAAACGACAAGUUCAUUAGUUCGGAGCAUAGAGUCUUGGCCAACAGAGCCACAGGAGCUAGAGUCUCGGUCGCCUGUUUCACAACCGGUAUUAGACCGAAUCCUAGAAUAUACGGACCAAUAAGAGAACUUGUGUCUGAAGAUAACCCUCCAAAGUAUAGAGAGAUCACAGUUAAGGAGUUCGCUGCUCACCGCAGUGCCAAAAGACAUGACGGAACCUCUGAUUUGCUCCAUUUUAAAAUAUGA